Messenger RNA from Hemisphaericaspora subhashii, 2754 nucleotides. RefSeq lists its product as uncharacterized. The record is from RefSeq and is a predicted model, not a curated record. The transcript has a single exon. NCBI's taxonomy places the organism in Eukaryota, Fungi, Ascomycota, Pichiomycetes, Serinales, Debaryomycetaceae. The coding region runs from base 1 to 2754 and encodes 917 amino acids.
AUGCAAACUCCAAUACCAAAUGGGCCAUAUAAGAGUACAUCUGACUCUGACAGAGAUACCAACGACCAUCCUAAUCCCGUUAUGCACAAGUUACAAUCAGAUGACUUAGCUUGCAAUGUGGCGAGAGCAGAUUCACCCCGCCUAGUAUUAACACACGCAACCGACUCCGAAUCACGUAGUGAGAUAGAGGAUUUAUUAUCUCCUUCAUAUUUAAGUACACCUAUAUUGAAUGACACCAACUUGCUUUCCGCCAAUGUGGAAAUAAAUGAAAAUAUCUCCGAACACACUCCAUUAUUAGUUCAUAACAACCCUUCGAGCAACAAUCACGCUCAUGGGUAUUUCAAGAGAUUCAUACAUUUUUUUGAUGCAAGAAAGAUUGGGAUAUUGAUUCUUAUGGUGUUUUUAAUGAGUAUUUUUGGUGUUGUCAUAUAUCUCACGAUAACCGAUAUAGACAAAGCUGUCAAUAGAGCAGUGGAAGUGAACCUAGAAACAGUGGGCAUAUCUGGACUUACACCAUUUGGAUUAAAUGCUCAUAUUAUGGGAUCAGUGAAUGUUAAUUAUGAUAAAGUUGAUAAGUUCUUUCAACGGAAUUUCUUGAAAUUUGGUUCUCUGAUGUUAGGAACUUUAAUUAUAACCAAUAUUGAACCAAUGGAAAUUUAUACUAGGUUUAUAGAUGUAGAUAGUCCAUUUUUACAUAUGGUGGAUUCAUUACCUCCUCCAUUAGAAGUUUUAAUUGGUCAUAAUCAGACCACUCUGUUUGAUUUCAUUUCAGAAUGCACUUUUGCCGAUUCCAAUUUCUUGGAAAUAUUAAAAUAUUACAACCAGAUUCAAUCAGGAGAUGUGGAUAUGGAUGUUAAGGGAAUUGUUACUGCUAAUAUGAGAUCUCAUUUCAUAAGUGUUAAUGUAUCCGACGUUGAAAUUCAUCAAUUUGUAAGAGUAUCCAAGGACAUUAUGUUACCAGAAGUAAACCUAGAAACACUAAGUGUUUCAACAAUAGAAGGAUCAAUUGAAAUUGAAGCAUUUAUAAAGAUAAUGACCGAUUACGCUGUUGAUUUAUCGUUGGAUAGUAUGAAUUGGAAUUUAUUAUUAGAAAAUUGUGACCAAGGGUUGAUCGAAGUUGGUGAUUGGACAAGUGGACCUACUUUAAUUCGACCACAAGUUCCAAUUUCGGUUAAUGUAAAUGGAUCUAUUGCAUCUGUACCUCAAGAAUUAUUAAAAGAAUGCCCCGGUGAUGGUCUAAGUCCAUUUAAUCGAUUGAUUCAAAAUUAUUUAAAUGAAUUACCAAUUGAAAUAUACUUAAGAGCAAGUAAAGACCAAAAUAGUAAUUCACUUCCGGAAUGGUUACUUGAUUUCUUAACUGAGAUGAAUCAAAAGAUUUCAAUUAAAUUACCUCCAAUGUAUGCAUCUCCUCUCACGGGAGUGGAAAUUUCAUCUUCGGAUAUUUUUGUGAAUGAUGAACAACAUUCUGAAAGAGAUUCAUUUAUUACAAAUUUAAAUACAAAUCUUUCAAUGUGGAUUGAAAAUCCCGUAGGGGUUGAAUUUUCAGUUCCGAGAUUUAAAUCUAAUUUUACAAUUCAAGAGAAUGAAAUUAGUGAUGUUUUGAUUAAAGGUGGUUCAACUUCGGGAUAUAAUCAUGUUAAUAUUACUGAAAUUUUAGGAUUUCUCAAUCUUGCAUUAACAAUGGACAAUCUUGAAAUUGAUGUAUUGAAUCCUUCAAGAUUGGGGAAAUUAUUCAAUUCCUUAAUUCAUAAUAAUAUUUUAGAUAAUGAAUUACUAUACUUAGUCUUGGAAGUUCAGGAUUUAUAUGUUGAAACCCCAAUUAUGAACACCAAGAUUAGUAAUUUGAAGUUUCAACCAUUUCAAUUAAUGCCCAAAAUGGUAUCACCUUCCGCUUAUGAUUCUUCAUCAUUUGAGAAAUUACUUGAUCAAUUGAACACUACUAUCAAUUCCAUUUACUUGCUUGAAUCUACCGAACAUGAACUUAGAAUUUUAGCAGACGUAUCCGUGUUCAAUCCAACUAAUUUCACCUUGGACUUGCCGAAUGAAGAAAUAACCAUUGGUGUGCAAUAUAAUGAUACAUUAUUAGGUCAUGCAACCUUAAAGGACGUUUAUAUACCAAAACAAGAAAAGGUUAAUGUCUCCGUUGAAAGUGUGAUUUAUUCCAAAUCUUAUAAGGACAAAUCAAAAUUAGAAUAUUUCUUGAGUUCUUAUGUUUCAGGUGGUGAUAAUUCUAGUUUGAUUAUUGAUAUUGUUGAUAAUAAGGUUAAGAAUAAUCAUGGAUUGAAUGAAUUUAUUCAAGAACUUUCUUUCCCUAAUAUAACAUUACCAAAUGUUGACUUGUCAUAUCCAGAAGAAGAAGUCAACCUGGACUCCAAGAAUGAGAUUACAACAAACUCAUGUCCAUUCAUAUUAGAGGCAACGAUACAUUUAUUCACCUCCGAAGUUGAAUUAACGGUAUAUAACCCAAUUUCAAAUUCAGAACUACAAAUUGAAGUAUUUCAAGCAGAAGCAAAACAUCAAGAUCAAAUAUUGGGAUAUUUAUUACAAAGAGAAUGUCUUGUUGUUCCUCCAGGAAUUUAUAAGACACCAAAAUUGGGAAUUAAGAUAAAUUCAAUUGGGAUGGAUAUUUUAAGAAAAGCAAUAAAUGGAGAAUUGAAUGUUGAGGUUAUGGCUGUACUUAAUGUAACAUUAGAUCAAUUCGAUGUACAAUUGUUAUAUAAAGGAAGUGGAUUAAAGUCAAAAAUCAGAUUCUAA